CCGUAUAAAACACGGCGAGUGCUCGACACGGCAUCAGAAACUUAAAGCUCACCUCAAGGCAAACGCAAGCGAAACGUGGAUUUAAACAAUGACUUUUGAAGAAUUUAGUGGACAAGAUAACGCAGGUGUUACUGGCGAUAGAAUGCAUAGGGCAGGAACAGCACUAGAGGAGCUUCUGGUCUCAGCUAGGAAGCAGGACUGCCUUACCGUUGGGGUAUACGAGUCUGCACAAGUCAUGAAUGUUGACCCAGACAGCGUUGCUUUUUGCGUCCUGGCUACGGAUGAGGAGUAUGAAUGUGACAUCGCCUUGCAGAUCCACUUCACUCUCAUCCAAGCCUUCUGCUUCGACAACGACAUCAACAUUGUGCGUGUGAAUGACAUUGAACGUCUUGCUGACAUUGUGGGGAGCGAACAGGAUGAGGAACCUAAGGACGUACACUGCAUACUUGUAACUAGCCCCAGUGCUGACUCUUUGAAAGAUUCUGCUCUUGAGAGUUUGGGCUUGUUCUGCGAGGAGAGCCGAAAUGUCUACGAAUGGGUGCCUACUAUUAGUCUGCCGGAGCGAUGAUAGGAGAUGGCUUUGGCACAUGAAUAAAUCAGAAACAAGUUGAAGUUGUCCAUCCUAAAGGGUGCACCGGUGCAAAGCGUAAAAGCUUUGAGAUAUUGUCUGGAUUACCCUCACAACUGGGAAGAUAAAGGUGGACUGACCCAGCGAACGGUUGGCUGUCCUGGAAAAGCUGAUGUUCAGAAUCUUUUUUUUGGACGAGCAUGGAAAAGUCAAGGUUCCUGUGCCACUCAAGUCUGCUUUGGUGGUAUCAUGGAGACCACAGGAGAGAAAUGGACAGGUGGACUGUGAGAGCACGUUUAUGAGACUGACGGCGAAGAAGAGCCUUGGAAUUCAUGUUCUUGAGGAAUGAGAUGUGGAUUUUAAAAAGGAACUAAGAUUAAGUGACAUUUUGAGGACGUUUUGAGGUCUAAUGGGCACUUGGGAUGUUUUCUGAAAAAUAUUACAUGGACACUAGUGUAACUUUUCUUUUUUGCGGUGGGGUGGUGGGAGUUUCCUAUUACGAAGUUGUGGUUUUUGUCAAAUAUUCACAAUGCAAUGUCAAACUGUGGUGAAGAAGCUAAAAUUUCUGCAAUCAAUUUUAAAAUAAAUACCUUUAAAAGUGUGUUUCAUUUC
This is a messenger RNA of Carassius auratus (goldfish), 1180 nucleotides long. RefSeq names its product growth arrest and DNA damage-inducible protein GADD45 gamma. NCBI's taxonomy places the organism in Eukaryota, Metazoa, Chordata, Actinopteri, Cypriniformes, Cyprinidae. Gene Ontology annotation, cellular component: cytoplasm; nucleus. Bases 89 to 568 code for a protein of 159 amino acids. Gene Ontology annotation, biological process: regulation of cell cycle. The record is from RefSeq and is a predicted model, not a curated record. The transcript is spliced from 4 exons.